AUGGCCAUGACUUUCUUCGCUGCUACAAACACACCUCUGUUUUCAUCCGCCUGGACUCCCAACUCAACAGGACAGUAUGCCGGAACUUGCAUAUUUCUGAUAACCUUUGCGACCAUUUUCAGAGCUUUAUUGGCAGUUCGGGUCAACUUCUUCCAAAUCGCAGACGUACUCGAACGCCGACGUGGUAACGGCAGAAUACCAUCACACCAAACCAUUGAAAAAACGACAACCCGCCCAUGGAGAGCUAGUGAAGCUGUAAAUCUGGCAUUUAUGGAUGUUAUUCUUGCUGGCGUUGGCUAUUUACUAAUGAUCGCGGUAAUGACUAUGAAUGUCGGCUACUUUAUGUCCGUCCUUGCUGGCGUUUUCUUAGGAAGCGUAGUGUUUAAUCGCUUCUUGCCUUCUUCUACAGCUCAUUGA
Molecule: messenger RNA, 417 nt
Organism: Trichoderma virens Gv29-8
Lineage: Eukaryota; Fungi; Ascomycota; Sordariomycetes; Hypocreales; Hypocreaceae
Exons: 2
Coding region: 1-417 (138 amino acids)
Biological process (GO): intracellular copper ion homeostasis; copper ion transmembrane transport
Cellular component (GO): plasma membrane
Molecular function (GO): copper ion transmembrane transporter activity
Source: RefSeq, a predicted model, not a curated record